AUGUCCUCCCCGUACUACGAGACCUCCGCAUUCUUCGAUUUGCCGCUCGCGAUCCGCAACAAAAUCUACCGCCUGGUUCUCGUCAAGCGCGGCCGUCCCAUUCGCCUGAGGAGGGUUCCCUCUCUCCUCCAAGUCAACCGGCAGAUUCGCGAAGAGGCGUUCCCCAUCCGCUAUGGCGAGAACAAAUUCUACAUCAUCCAAGAUCCGGAUGUCGAUAUCGCCCUUGGUGAUCCAAUGCUCCGCAUGUUGGCUGAGAGCGGUUGUUUCGCUCACAUCUCCUCGUUCACCCUGCGGUGCAUGAGCCACUGGUCCAGGAAGCCCCACCUCGAUCUCAUUCUGCUCGACAAGCCUUCCCCUUCGCAGCAGGAGCAGUACCUCAAUCUCCGGAUUGGAUCCGACAACACAGACUGGAGCGACAUCGCCGUCACCGUGGUAGCGCUCGCCGAGCGAGGCAUGGACAUUAUGUACAGGAGCGAGGAACCCUGGAAGCAGAGGGUCUCUGCUUUUCGGAGAGGAGCCGGCGUGCUCCUUAGCAUUAUCGCCCUUGGGUACGUGGACAUGUCAAACAAGUGGCUGGUGAUGGACUUCCGAACUCCUGGCAAGAGGAAUUAG
Molecule: messenger RNA, 612 nt
Organism: Thyridium curvatum
Lineage: Eukaryota; Fungi; Ascomycota; Sordariomycetes; Thyridiales; Thyridiaceae
Exons: 1
Coding region: 1-612 (203 amino acids)
Source: RefSeq, a predicted model, not a curated record